Messenger RNA from Suncus etruscus (white-toothed pygmy shrew), 954 nucleotides. RefSeq names its product C1GALT1-specific chaperone 1-like. The transcript has a single exon. Gene Ontology annotation, molecular function: N-acetylgalactosaminide beta-1,3-galactosyltransferase activity. Bases 1 to 954 code for a protein of 317 amino acids. Lineage: Eukaryota; Metazoa; Chordata; Mammalia; Eulipotyphla; Soricidae. The record is from RefSeq and is a predicted model, not a curated record.
AUGCUGCCAGAAAUCACUUGGUUUCUCAGAGGGAUGGUGCUGGGCUGCUGUGUCUUUUCUUUGAUCACCAUGUUCGGGUCCAUCAGGCAAGGCCAUGAAAAGCAAAGGACCCACCAUGAGCAUCACCACCUACAAGCACCAGGCCAAGAGCUCAGACACCUGGCAUGGGAAGCCAAUGCCAACCUCCAGUCCAGUACUUCAGUCUACUGCAUGGUUCUGGUAAGUCCUCAAGAUCUGCUGCUCUGGGCUGCAGUGAAGGACUCGUGGAUCACACACUGUGAUAAGGCAGAAUUCUUCAGUUCCGAAGACGUAAAAGAGUUGGAGUCGGUGAACGUGAAUGUGAGUGAACCUUGGUUAGUGAUGAAGGCUGCCUACAAGUACGCCUUCGAUCAUCACCAAGAAGACUACAAUUGGUUCUUCCUGAUACUCCCUGAUACUUUCGCUGUGAUUGAAAACCUAAAGUAUUUUUUGUUAACAAAGGAUCCUGCACAACCUUUCUAUCUGGGCCAUGCUAUAAAAUCUGGAGAGCUUGAGUAUAUAAGCGUGAACGGAGGAAUUCUCUUAAGUCGAGAAGCAGUGAGAAGACUCAAUAGCCUUCUGAUAGACCCUGAAAAGUGUCCUAAAAGAAGAGGACUUUUUGGGUCCUUACCUGGAGAUAUGCAGCUGGCUUUCUGCCUGAAAUAUACUGGAGUAUUAGCAGAAAAUGCAGAAGAUUCUAAAGGAAAGGAUGUUUUUAAUACCAAAAGUGUAAGGCUGCUUAUUCAAGAGGCAAUGCCGCAUCAUGGCAACAAGGUAAUUGAAGGAUGCUGUUCAGAUAUGGCUGUGACUUUCAGUGGACUGUCUCCUAACCAAAUGCAUGUGAUGAUGUAUGGAGUAUAUCGGCUCAGGGCAUUUGGGCAUGUUUUCAAGGAUGAGUUGCUUUUCUUACCUCCAAAUGGUUCUAACAGUGACUGA